This is a messenger RNA of Penicillium canescens, 1374 nucleotides long. RefSeq lists its product as uncharacterized. Gene Ontology annotation, molecular function: calcium-activated cation channel activity. The transcript is spliced from 7 exons. Lineage: Eukaryota; Fungi; Ascomycota; Eurotiomycetes; Eurotiales; Aspergillaceae. The record is from RefSeq and is a predicted model, not a curated record. The coding region runs from base 1 to 1374 and encodes 457 amino acids. Gene Ontology annotation, cellular component: plasma membrane.
AUGAUCUGGGACGUACCCGAUACAAAGGACGUCGAGAAGAAAAUCCAGGAUCACGAUCAGACUGUCAAGGUGAUUGAGGAAUGUGUGGUGGAGUACAUUCGGCGGCGCCAGCAAGCAUAUAGGAAGUCUACGCCCACUGUAACGUCGAAAACAUCCAAACACAAAACAGCGGCCACAGUACCCAACCACUCGCUAACAGACCACCAGAGCGUCCUUGGGACGGAAAUGCAGGCAACUAUCAUGUGGGCCAAGUCAAGGAUGCCAAGGUUGAAACAGGAGAUCGAGGACCUACAGUGUAAAGGUAUAACCAAUGAACCCGUUCUUCCUUGUAUAUUCGUAGAGUUCAAUAGAUAUGUUGAUGCGAGCUCCACUUUUCCACCGGGGCUCCGGCGCUAUGAUGCAGUCAAGGACCAAAUCAUCUGGGAAAACCUGCGGUUCACGGGUAGCCAGCGCACUUUCCACAAUAUAUGGGUCGGUGUGUGGAUUGCAAUUCUCACCCUUCUCUACGCUGUCCCGGGGGCAAUCGCAGGUCUUUUCCCUGCUGCCCUUACUUCCAUUUUGAUGGCUGUUGCUCGGACUCCAAUUCGCUGGACUAUCAGGCAGAGUGGCAUACCAACCCUGUCAUCGCUUGAGCUCUGCAUUCACAAGGUUUGCUUCGGCUUCUUGCUCAUCCAGAUACUACUGGUGACUGGCGUCUCUAUUGCUGCUCCACCUCUCAUUUCCCAGGUCACCCGGAGCCCUGAGGUGGCCGAUAUUGUCAUAUGUUCGAUCAUCAACCUGUAUCACCGAUGGUCUGAACCAAGGCUGAAAUGGGCGAACAUCUAUUCCGCCUCCACUCUGCUCGCAGUUCUAGGAAUCGCAUACUCAUGUAUCGCGCCUCUGGUUGUGGGCGCGGCCGCCCUGGGGUUAUAUCUCUUCUUUAUCAUCUACCGAUACAACAUUCUCUACAUUAUGAAGGCGACGAUUGACACACGGGGCAAGAGUUUUCUGCUGGCCCUACAGCAUGUCACCGUCGGGUGCUACCUACUGAUUAUGUACCUCAUCAGCGUGUUUGCCGUUGGACUCCUGAACGACCGGUCGGCAGUCGGCCCUAUGAUUGUGACAGUUGUCUUAUUCGUGGCUGUCGUGAUCUACCACUGCUAUCUAAGUAUGAUGAUCCGGCCAUUUGCUGGUGGCAUCCCACGGCCGACAGAGAAGGAAGAUGCGCCGCGAUUUCGUACUCCCGCGAGUGAACUCUGGACACCACGUAUCUGGUUCCCACAUGAUUUUACUGGGACGAUCAAGACUGAAUUGGAACAGCUCUCAGGGUUCAUGAUCGCUACUGAUUCUGCUGCCUGGCUGGAUGAUCAUGUAGACCACUAUCUGCUAGAGUGA